Trifolium pratense (red clover) is the source of this 6839-nucleotide messenger RNA. RefSeq names its product helicase protein MOM1-like. Lineage: Eukaryota; Viridiplantae; Streptophyta; Magnoliopsida; Fabales; Fabaceae. The record is from RefSeq and is a predicted model, not a curated record. Bases 168 to 6338 code for a protein of 2056 amino acids. The transcript is spliced from 13 exons. Gene Ontology annotation, biological process: heterochromatin formation.
CUCGAUAUAUUUAAUGAAUGAAUUAAAAUCCAUAAUAAUUGAAUGAUACGGUACCAAAACCAACCCUGAAAUUGUUCUUUUUCGUCUCUAAGAUUCACGUUUCCACUACGAUUCAUGCACUCAUUCUUCCGUUAAGAUUUUAGAAGUUAAAAUAAUCACCUAAGCCGAUGGUAAAUAGUACUCGUGCUAGUCAAAAGGCUAAGGAUGAAGAAAAUGUGAGGGUGACUCGAAGUAGAGAGAAAGCAAAAAUUAAUGGACAUCCUAAUUUAUUGGAUACAGAUAGUACUAGAAAGUCUACUAGAGAAACACCUUUAAGGAAGACAAAUGCAAGCUCUUCCAGUACUCAGAAGUCCGAGCAAGUAGAGAAGGCAACACUGCCAGCUCCUGAAGCUAGAAGGAAGUCUGAAAGGGUUGAGAAAAAGAAGACGCCGAGUCCUUUGACAAAAUCUGGAAAAACUAGGAAUCCUUCUUCUUCUUCUAGUCCUUCAGAUUCUAAAAGUGCAGGGUCUUUGGGUUCAAUUUCAAGGCAGAAGCUACAAAAAGAGAAGAGUGUGAAGCAGUUGGCAUUUGAAGCCCCAGAAGUGACUGAAAAUGAGGAACACAACGUGGGAACUUCCCAGGUGAAAAUAAAGAGAAUGGACGCCCGUAUGUAUCGGUCUCUCUUUAAAGAUGGAAAGAAAGGUACUAUAAAGAAGUUAUCUAUAGGAAAUUGCUCAGAUAAUAAAGAAGUCUCAAAGAAUGGUACACUGCCAUCUGAAGAUGCCAAAGCAAAAGAGACUAGAGUAGACUCGAGUAUUGACGAGCAAAAGUGCCAAAGCAAAGGUGACAACUGCAGUGGAGCCAAGAUUGAUGAGUUAUCUAAAGGAAGUUGUUCAGAUAUUAACGAAGUCUCAAAGCAUGGUACACUGCCAUCUGAAGAUGACAAAGCAAACGAAACAAGAGUUGAUUCUAGGUUGAGUGGCCCUAUGACAAAUCUAGCAGAAAAUAAUGUGACUCCCGGUUCAUUUAUACCGUCUAACACCCCAAAUUAUGAGACUAGUGUGGUACCCAUAAGGGUACAGUCUGAUUGCUGCAGAGAUGAGACAUUACCAACAUUAGCGUCAGGAAAUUCUAUAUUAGACGAUGAUGACAUGGUCAGUAACAAUGCUGGGCUUGGUGGGGGUGAAAACUUGGCACCUUCUAAGAGAAAAGUAAUCACAGUGGACACAGAAUCAAAUGUUUCUUCCACAAUAUCUAAAGGAGACAAUGCGAACUUGAUCCCUGAUGCUCUCCCUUCCAAGUUAGGUGGAAACGAGUCAUGUUCCAAACGAACAAGGUUAGAUUAUAAUCCUACAGUCAAGGAGUCGUGCGAUCCAUGUGCAGCUGAGGAUCAGGACGAAGAUGACACUGAACCAACCAUGGUGCAGAAGGAUAAGAGUGACUACACAAGUGGAAUUGGACACCUGAAGGAUAGCGCUGUGGAAGACAAAAAUGUUCUGGCUCUUGAUGGUCAAAAUGAUAAUGAAAAAGAUAGUUUAAUAUAUAGUUCCAAUGAAAGUGUUGUUCAGCCGAAGGAGAAAUUGUCAAGUCAUAUUGCAAACAGAUGCAAGUCUGACUCCUAUAGGUUUGUUGAGUAUUGGGUUCCUGCACAGAUAUCUCACGUGCAGCUUGAGCAAUAUUGUGCUACUUUACUUUCAAAUUCUUCAAUUCUUUGCUCGUCACCCAAGAUUGAUUGUGUUGGGGCCAUUCGUGAUGUCCUUAUUUCUAUCCGGAAGUGUUGUAAUCAUCCCUAUGUUAAUGAUCCGUCCGUGCAAACUUUACUAUUCAAGGACCUUGAAGAAGUUGAUUAUCCGAGUGACAAAGAAAAAUUAGUUGAGUAUCUAAAUGUUGGAAUAAAAGCAAGUGGCAAGCUGCAACUACUUGAUUCAAUGCUCACAGAGUUGAGAAAAAAUAACUUACGGGCACUCGUGCUUUUCCAGUCUAUUGGAAAGGAUUCAAUUGGAGAUAUUUUAGAUGACUUCCUGCGACAAAGAUUUGAUGUAGAUUCAUUUGAAAGAAUUGAUAAAAGUCUUUCAUCUUCUAAGAAGCAAGCUGCCAUUAAGAAAUUUAAUGACAAGAAUAAUAAGCGAUUUGUCUUUCUGAUGGAAACUAGUGCCUGCCUUCCUAGCAUAAAAUUGUCAUCAAUUGACACUGUUAUUAUAUUUGAUAGUGAUUGGAACCCAAUGAAUGAUCUAAGAUCCCUUCAGAAGAUAACACUUGAUUCACAGUUUCAAUUUAUCAAAAUGUUCCGUUUAUAUACAGCUUUCACUGCUGAAGAGAAAGCUUUAAUUCUUGCUACGCAAGAUAAGGCCCUAGACAUAAACUGUCUAUAUUCAAGCCGGGGUCUCAAUCAUACUCUCUUGAUGUGGGGUGCUUCUCGUCUUUUUGACGAGUUGGGGGUUUCCCUUGACGGUUCAACUUCUACGUCAAGUCCUAUACCACUGCUAGAAAAAACCGUUUCAGAGUUCACAUCCUGUCUAUCUGAUGCUGGUGAAGAUUCGGACACGAGCAGUCGCUCAAUUUUAUUGAAAGUCCAGCAAAACGGAGGAUCCUACUGUUCCAAUUUUCCUUUGCUUGGUGAACUGAAACUUGGGUCGCUGGAUGAAGAGUCACCACAAACUUUUUGGACUAAACUAUUGGAGGGAAAACAUUUUCGAUGGAAGUACUCAAGUAGUCCAUCUCAGCGGAGCCGGAAGAGAGUUCAUUGUUUCAAUAAUUUGGAAGGUGGGACCAACCCUGUGAAUGAAGGCAUAACAAAGAAGCGCAUGAAAGUGAGCAACAAUACUGUUGAUCAGCCUACAUCGAAAUCUGAAGGUGAAAAGUUACCCACUGGAGUCAAGGCAGGAAUCUUUGGAGAUCUAGUGGAUAAACCUCAGGAUAAUGGUGUUGGAUCCGAGAAAAACGGCAGAAUACAUGAUGAGCAGAGGAGCUUACAUCUUUUGCUGAAGCCACAGAUCACAAAGCUCUGUGACGUUCUUCUUCUUCCAGAUAAUGUCAAGAAUAUGGUUGACAAUUUUCUUGAGUAUGUUAUGAACCAUCACCAUGUCGAUAGGGAACCCGUGUCAAUAUUACAGGCUUUUCAAAUAUCUCUGAUUUGGACUGCUGCUUCUUUGCUAAAUCACAAACUUGACCACAAGGCUUCUCUUAUUCUUGCGGAACAAAAUUUGAAUUUUGACUGUAAGAAAGGAGAGGUGGACCUCAUUUUUUCUAUGCUGCGGUGUCUAAAGAAAAUAUUUUUACAUCGUACAGAAAAUUGUAAUAAUACUUCUUCUCCAAAAGCUUCUAAAUCACCAAGAGUUUCAUGUACUGGAGUGGCACAAGAGGUUGAAUUGUUCAAAAAAGAUUUGUCCAAAAGCAUUAAAAAAAUUCAGAAAAAGUGUGAAAAAACGCUGAAUAAGAUACGCCUUAUGCACCAGGAAGAGAAACAAAGGUUGAGAGCGUCUAAUGAGGCUCAAAAGGCUGAAUUGGAGAGAAAAUACACAAUAGAGUUAGCAUUCACGCGAUCCUGCUCUCCUAAUGAGGUGACGAGAAUAGAAAUGCUCAAAAUUUUGAAUAUUGAACAUCAAAAAAGGAUUGAAGAUCUGGAAUUUCAGUAUGAAACAAGUCUCAAAGAUCUCGAGGACAAACAUUCAGCUCAUAUAUUAAAGGUUCAAGACUGUGAGACCACUUGGGUGGAAGAUUUGAAAUCUUGGGCAAAAAACGAAUUGCGAAACAUAGUUGCUUUAAAGGAACUUGGGACUGGGUUUGAUUACUCGCAGAUGUGUGAUAAUGUGGCUGAAUCCAUGAAAGAGACUGGGGCUGUGGUUCCUCAAAAAAAUUCCCCUUCAGUUGAUAAAACAGUUGAACAACAAAAUUCUCUGGUCAAGCAUGACAGGGCUAAUGAAAUGGACAUUAUGGUUUCAAAUGAUCGGGCAGUCUCUGGAAAUGAGGACCAUAAUACAACUGAAAAUCAACAUGUCAGUCAGGAAAAUAUUCUCUCUAAACUUUCCCAUUCCAGAGAGCAGAAUUCUGAUGGUGCUACAAGCAUGACAGAUGAAGCUAUUAGGUCUGAAAAUUUUGGCCAUGAGUCUAGAGAUGGUUGUGAGAAGCCUAGUUUAGAUACCGCGUGCUUGCCAGAUUGCAGAGAACAGAAUUCUGAUUGUGCUACAAGCAUGACAGAUGAAGAUAAUAGGUGUGCAAAUUUUGGCCAUCGGUCUCGAGAUGGUUGUGAGAUUCCUAGUUUAGGUACCGCAUGCUUGCCAGAUUGUGAGAAUGCCACACAUCCAGUGCACCAGUGUUCUGAUGGAGUCUCAUCAAGCGUACCUGAAGGGCAAAUUCCAGGUGAAGUGCAAGAAACUACUAAUGGAGGGGACUCUGUAAGUGUAUCAGAAAGACAGGUACAUGUUGAAAUGUCUGAGGCCGUCAAUUUCACUGAUUGUCUGCUGCAGAGUCCCCCUUCAUAUGUGGCUCAAAUAUCCGACAGAGGUUCAAUAGAUGUGCCAGUUAUAGAUGGUGUUUCAUCACCAAGGCCUUGUCAAGCUGCUUGUUCAACCAGUUGUCGAGAUACAAUUUCCCUUUCAAAUCCACCUUUGGAGCAACAAAUACCUGAUGGACUCUUGAGUAUUCCUGAUGGAGAUAUUCCUGUCACUGUGCCAGAAAAUAGUCAUGCAGUGGCAGAUUGUCAUAAGGAUAUAGAGCCUUCAACAAAUGCUGUGCUGGUGGAUAAUAGUACCACAAAUGACCUGGAGGGAGGAGUACUCGGAACUGUGACCAGUGCUCCAGUAUCUUCUAGACCAGUUAAUGUCAUGGAGCCUCUAGAACAAGGGCAACAAUUGCCGUCUGUGGAGUCUGCUGCUGACAAGGAUUCAGCUGGGGAAAUGCAAAAUUCUUAUGAACAAGUUCAACUGGCAUCUCGUUCAGCUGAUGUUGUACCAGCCAAUCAAAUCACGGUGCCUCCAAAGCAGGUGCAUCAAUUAGCUGCUGCAGAGCUCUCUUCCAACUUGGGUAUGCUGGGUUUGUCUAAUUUUCAUUUAGCAACUGAAGAUGAACAUCAGCCGAGCAAUGUACCAGAUAUCCCCACUCAUCAUCCUGAACCAUCUUCUGCGGUUCCAAAUAAAAAUGUUGCGCAGCCACACUCAAAUUCGGCACUUUUUUUACAUUCAAAUCAAGCUGCCGUGCACCCUGUCUCAAAUUCAGAUCUUGAUUCAGUUACAGCCAGUAGAGUUAGAACACAGUCUGCCAACCCAAGAAAUUUGUCAACUCCUUUGGAGAUGAAUAAUCACCCUAUCCAAUCUACAGCCCCUUCGUCUUCCACAAGGCUUCCACAUUUGUCCUAUGAUCCACUGAAAAUUGAAUUUGAAAAAAUACAAAAAGCAAUAGAACAAACUUCGAAAAGCCAUGAAGAUUCGAAAUUGCGGUUGAAAUCUGAUUUUGAAAAGGAAUUAGCGGAGCUUCGAAAAAAGUAUGAUGUUAAAUUUCAAGAGAUGGAAGUUGAAUUUCAGCGAACAAAGAAGACUUUGGAUACAAAUCUUAACACAGUUUGUGUGAAUAAGUUAUUGGCUGAUGCUUUUAGGUCUAAAUGCUUGGAUCUUAAAGCACCCAGUGCUUCAGGAAUGCAACAUGAUUCACUUCCGCGGCAGUUGCAUCUACGUUCGAGUCAACAAACUGCUACUCGGUCAUUAGUGGUUUCUGGUUCUUCCGGUCAGCCUCCUGCGACCAGUCUGCUGAGUCCCUCCAUUGCUCCCAGUCAGCCUCCUGCAACCAGUCUGCUGAGUCCCCCCAUUGCUCCUAAGUCACAGCAUAUGGUACCGCCUGGUUACAAUAAGUCUGGAACUUCCUCCGGUGUCUCUGCAAGACCACCUCUCAUUAACACUACUAGGUCUUCAAUCGCCCGAGAUGUUCAAACUGGUGGCGAGAUACGUGCCCCUGCACCACAUCUCCAAUCUUCUAGACCCCCAAAUUCUGUUCCACCCUCCAGUUUCCAUCCUCUUCUACUCCGAAAUCUAAGUCAGACAGCUCCUAGUAACCUUCGAGCAACUUCUCCCUCACACGCUCGUGUCCCACCCUUGCAAAGACCAACAGCCCAUCAGUCUAAUCCACAAACGGGAUACCGGCCUGACAGUGCAGGCAGAUUAGCCACUCCUAACUUACCUCUCACGGGUUCACAUGGGAAUGUUAGCAAUCAAUCUAAUAUAACCUCCCCAAAUGUUAUUUCGCGUUUGUCAGAUACGGCUCCCGCUAACCUGUCCAGAUUUGGGCCCAAUAGCAGUAGCAUGGUGGUUAACUCAUCGCAUCAAGCUGCGUCUGCAGAUUUAGUAUGUUUAUCAGAUGAUGAUGACUGACCUGAAAAGUGUUUUGCAUGCAUUUGUCCUAACACCCGACUAUGGUAUAGCUUUGUUUACUUUGGAGGGUUAUAUUGUUGGACUGUCUUGACUAUUCUCUUAAUAGGCGGCAAAGCUGAAUAGGAAAAGGGCCGAGCUGACUGAUGAGUUUUUAGCCUUAAAAAAAGGGCUCUCUCAUGUGAAGCUAACAUGGCUGGCUACAUACAAGUAUUGCCAAAUCAAGAUGAGACGUAACGGACAUUUGGUUUGCUCUAAUUAUAUUGAUGGUAAAAUGUACAUAAUUAAUCAAGGGUAGCUCAUCUAGUUAGAUCCAAAUUUUCAAUAUGUAUUUAACAAAUUAUUAUAUGCUAUGAGCUUACCUUUGUCAAAACAAAAGUAAUCAAAUUGUUAUCUGAUUUUCUAUACUGCUAUCUUAUUUAAAAAAAAUAAAAAAAUUGUCAAGUAGCCAUCUUAUUUAAAAACUUAUUGCAUAUUAAAGAUUAUAUAUUUCAAAUGUCAUUU